AUGGCGAACAACGGUAAAUAUGUCCGAACGGUCGAUACCUCGACCCAUGACGAUGAUAACAACUCAACCACAGACCAAGUUGAGAGUGAGCACUCCUCAACCCCAAGCUCCCCGAGAUCGAAUUCUCAAAGCAGCGAUGGAAGCUACCGAUCGGAUUACGAAUCUGACAUUGACGAUAACCAUGUCGAAGAAGUGGCUGAAAUUCCCGACCGUACACACGCUAGCGCACCAGCUGCUCCGCCGAGCCCGCCAUCCGUCGCCUGCUCGGCCCCUACAGCAUCACCGACCGGGAACACUACCUGUGAUACAGUGGAAGUGCAGAACGCGGCACGCAUCGAGCGAAUGGAAAAAAUGAUCGCUGGUAUCAAUGAAGCUUUAAGUCGUUUCCAGCCCGGCCCAACUCGACCAUCAUUCGGUGAAAAUCCUGACGCAACCUGGAGCUUUCCAAGUGAAACGAGCUUGUGCACCACUCCGACUUCCUCCUCCAGCAUCCGCUGGGACCAUGUUAAGCCAUUCCCCAGUGGAAUCCCCGCUAACAAAAUGUGGGAGGAGUGGAACCGCUACAUGGAGAAUUUCGAGAUAGCGGCCACGCUGGGAAACGUGAACGACCCGGUCAAGAGAACACAGUUGCUGUUUCUAUCCAUGGGCAGCGAGCUACAGGAAAUCGCGAAAGCUGCCAAGCUGCGCCCAAGCUUGACGAAUCCGGAUUGCUACAAGGACUUCGUAGCGAACGUGAAAGGUUACUUUCGUUCACUCACAGACACCGCCGCCGAACACGAGGCUUUCACCCGAAUGAAACAAGAAGCCGGAGAAAAGGCUGUUACCUUCCAUGCGCGCCUAAUGUGUAAAGUGCGCUCCUGUAACUACAGCGUUGACGACGAAGACCGGUUUGUGCGGGCACAACUGCUGAACGGACUCAAAAAUCGUGAGCUGGUAAAACAAGCACGAACCUAUGGAUUUGAUACGAACUUCAUCGUACAAUCAGCAACGAGAGAUGAGACGUUUGAAGCUGAGACACACCGGCACGAAGAAUCCAGCGCGUUCGAGGUCAGGAAGAUGAAUCGAGCUGCAACAUACAGCGGAAACUACCGCAAGCGACCGAAUGUUGGAAGGCGAACUGAAGAACCACCAGUUAAGCAGCACCAAGGAAACGCAUUGAACCAGCGCUCCCAAGAUCGACACUCCAGAUGUAACCGUUGUUUUCUGUUCAGGCACCGUAACGGCCAGUGCCCUGCAUUGAAUCGUAAUUGCAACAGAUGUGGCAAGCGAGGACACUUCGUGGCCGCCUGCCGACAGAAACAAGUAAAUUUCGCGCAAAAUGAACGGAACGACAUAUCCACGGACAGAAUGACAUCCCCGAUUGAAGACAAGUACAAGGAUGACAAGCAGCAGGAAGUCAAUGCACUUACUUUACAAGAUGUGUUGAUUGACUGUACCGUUGGAUCGUCUAGUGCGAUACGUUUCCUGAUAGACUCAGGUGCCGAUGCGAACAUCAUCGGCGGGAAAGACUGGGAGCGAUUGGAACAAGAGGCUCGAUCAGGAAAAGCAAUACUUGAAAUGAUGGGCAGCACUUCAAGCAAUAGGCUGCACGCCUAUGGGAUGCGAGAACCCAUGGUUGUAGAAUGCAUCUUCAAAGCAGAUAUCUUGAAGGUAGGCCUAAACUCUUCAGAACUGACAACAUCCGCCGUUUUCUACGUUGUGCCAAAAGGAACAAGAUCCCUACUUGGACGGUCCACUGCAAGUGACAUGGGACUGCUGCAGAUCAACAACACGAUCAACCAGUGCGAAACGAACAUUUUCCCUAAAAUGCCUGGGGUGAAGGUGCGUUUUAGCGUCAACAGUGACGUCCCACCGGCCAAAAACGCGUACUACAAUGUACCUGCUGCAUACAGAGAGGCUGCACGAACCAGAUUACAUGAAAUGGCAGCACAAGGCAUAAUAGAAAGAGUGACGUGGGCCCCGAAUUGGAUUAGUGGAAUGUCCGCGGUGGCCAAAGGCUGCAACGAUUUCAGACUUGUAGUUAAUAUGCGCGCUGCUAAUCGCGCUAUUAACCGGGAAUAUUAUAGAUUACCUCUACUGGACGAGAUGAGAGUAAAACUCCAUGGUUCGAGGUAUUUCUCCAAAUUAGAUCUCCGCAGUGCCUUCUACCAUCUCGAGCUGUCCGAGGAAUCCCGAGAUUUGACAACCUUCUUGGCCGAAGACGGCAUGUAUAGGUUUACCCGGCUCAUGUUCGGCGUCAAUUGCGCGCCGGAAAUCUUCCAGCGUGAGAUGGUCCGUAUUUUAGAAGGAAUCGAUAACAUUAUUGUAUUUAUCGACGAUAUUUUAAUCUUCGCUGAAACGUUGGAAUCUCUCCGGAAAACGGUUUCAAAGGUACUUCAGGUCCUGAGGGAAAACAACUUAACGUUGAACCAAGAGAAGUGUGAGUAUGACCAAACCAGAAUCAAGUUCGUUGGUCAUCUCCUUGAUGCUGAUGGUUUCCACAUAGACGAUGAGAAGAUUAAAAGUGUACGCCGCUUCAGAGAACCGACGACCCUAUCGGAGCUUCGAAGUUUUCUAGGCUUGACAACCUUUUUGAGUCCUUACCUCGAAAAUUAUGCGAAUGUUACAAGUCCACUGUGGGCUGCUACCGCAACUAAAGCUUGGUUGUGGGGUCCGGAACAAAGUGAAGCAUUCGCAUCAAUCAAGCAAAAAAUCAUAGAAUGCACGAUAUCCUUGGGAUUCUUUUCCGAUAAAGAUGAUACUAUUUUAUACACCGAUGCCUCGCCAGUCGCUCUCGGUGCUGUAUUGGUGCAGGCGAGUCCCAACCAACCACCAAGGAUAAUAAGCUUCGCCUCAAAAGCUCUCACCCCUACCGAGAAAAGCUACGCGCAAAAUCAAAGGGAGGCCCUGGGCGCAGUAUGGGCCGUGGAGCACUUCUCCUACUUCCUGCUCGGUAGGCACUUCACGCUUCGUACUGACGCUCAGGGAGUAUCGUUCAUUCUCAACCGAUCCCGUGAGGAGUCUAAAAGGGCGCUAACACGGGCUGACGGAUGGGCCCUGAGGUUAACCCCCUACAGUUAUACCGUUGAAUAUGUUCGCGGUAUAGACAAUAUCGCAGAUUCGUCAUCCAGGUUGUACGACGGGGACGAUGCACCUUUCGAUGAUGAAGCUAGCCCGUGGGAAAUAGCAUCCCUCGAAACAAACUCCAUCGAAUUCCUGACGGAGAUGGAUAUCAGAACCGGGACGGCAGCAGAUGAAAUACUUUUGCAAGUAACUUCUGCCAUUGAAACUGGAAUGUGGCACAAGGAUCUACGGAAAUACCAGGCGAUUGAAAACGAGCUUACUUUUCGAAACGGAAUCCUCCUUAAGACUGGCUGCGCCGUAGUACCGAAAGCACUUCAAACACGUGCGUUAGAAGUGGCUCACGAGGGACAUCCGACGGUUGCAAAGAUGAAAAGCAUAAUGCGACAACGUGUGUGGUGGCCUGGAAUGGCCAGCGAUAUAACCAAAUGGGUGAACUCUUGCGAAACAUGCUGUGUCAACGGUAAACCGGAACGGCCAACCCCGAUGGAUCGCGUAUUCGCACCGAAAACAGCAUGGGAGUCUAUUGCCAUAGAUUUUAACGGCCCUUACACUAAAUUCGGCGGUAUCUUGAUCCUCGUCAUAGUUGACUACCGGUCGAGAUACAUCAUCGCACGACCCGUUAGAUCUACAAAAUUUGAACACACAAAAAACGUGCUGGAUGACGUCUUCGACAAAGAAGGGUACCCGAAAACCAUAAGGACCGACAAUGGUCCGCCAUUUAACGGCACAGACUUCUCGGAGUACUGCAAGGAGCGGGACAUCACAGCAACAUUCUCGACACCCCUUUUCCCACAGCAAAAUGGGCUUGCUGAAAGCUCCAUGAAGGUCAUAAACAAGGCUAUGGCUGCUGCAACGUCCAACAAAACCGAUUACGCUGAGGAGUUGAAGAAAGCUAUUGAUGCACAUAAUGCGGCUGCACAUAGCGUAACUAAAGUUCCACCUGAGGAAGUUAUGUAUGGGCGCAAAAUCAAACGGGGCUUACCCCUGAUUCAGCAUGGAAAAUCAAGCUACGAUGAAGACGAUUUGGAGCGCAGGGAUCGCGAAGGAAAAAUAGCUGGGAAGAAGCGCGAGGAUUCUCGACGCGGUGCUCGCAGAUGCAGAGUAAAACCCGGUGAUGAAGUUGUGAUCGAGCGACAAAACCGUCCGAAAGGCUAUUCCCGUUUUUCCCCUACCAGAUACACUGUAAUCGAAGAGCGAAACGGGAUCCUUAUCCUGAACGAUGGGAAUGGAAAGGUCGCAAAACGCCACGUAACGCAAACUAAAAAGGUUGGUCGGUGGCGGGAUCUUCAACACCAGGUCAGUAUACCUUCAGAUGAGAAACAAUCAAUAACCGAAAAAGCUUCGUCCGAGUCGUUCCAUAGACCUUCCCGGGAAAAACGAGCUCCUACAUAUCUUCAUGAUUAUGUUCAGGUUGUAGAGAACUGUCAAAUGUGA
Molecule: messenger RNA, 4497 nt
Organism: Aedes albopictus (Asian tiger mosquito)
Lineage: Eukaryota; Metazoa; Arthropoda; Insecta; Diptera; Culicidae
Exons: 3
Coding region: 1-4497 (1498 amino acids)
Biological process (GO): proteolysis; DNA integration
Molecular function (GO): aspartic-type endopeptidase activity; nucleic acid binding; zinc ion binding
Source: RefSeq, a predicted model, not a curated record